GUAUAUUAUAAGUUUAUGCUCUAAUAGCUGGACUUCUUAAUGACCUCUCAGAUGUAUAUAACCCCCUCAUCCUUUUAUAUUAAACGAACCCCAUACUCUUUUUUUUUUUUUAAGGGGAACCAUAAAAGUUAUCUUAAUCAAGCAAUAAUUAUGUCUCUUAAUACACUUCUCCCACACAUUUGCAUAUUAUCUCUUUCAUUCGCCUUUCUACUUUCACAUGCUUGCUCCAAUGGAGUAUGCAAGGAAGAAAUUGAUUUAUGUGGGAAAUGUGAAGAAGGGUUUUACUGCUUCGGUUGCCUUGCAGGAUUUAUAGGACCAAAAUGUGUAAGAAGUACCGCCACAGAUCAAUUCAAACUUGUGAAUAAUUCACUACCAUUCAACAAAUACUCAUUCUUGACGACACAUAACGCUUUUGCUAUCGAAGGAGAACACUCUCAUACCAAAGUUCCUCGAGUAACUUUUUCGAAUCAAGAAAAUAACAUCACUCAGCAACUCCAAGAUGGUGUUAGAGCAUUGAUGCUUGAUACAUAUGACUUCAAUGGAGAUGUAUGGUUGUGCCAUUCCUUUGGAGGAAAAUGCAACGAUUAUACCGCCUUUGAACCGGCAAUAAAUACUUUGAGGGAGAUUGAAGCUUUCUUGUCUUCUAAACCAACAGAGAUUGUGACCUUAAUCUUGGAGGAUUAUGUCAAGGCAUACAAAGGGUUGACCAAGGUCUUCACUAAGGCAGGGCUAAUGAAGUAUUGGUUUCCAAUUUCAAAGAUGCCAAGACAAGGUCAAGAUUGGCCGUCAGUCAGUGAUAUGAUAGCCAAAAAUCAAAGGCUACUUGUAUUUACUUCUAUGAGAUCUAAGCAAAACAGCGAAGGCAUUGCUUAUCAAUGGAAUUAUAUGGUCGAAAAUCAAUAUGGAGAUGAGGGGAUGAAAGCUGGAAGUUGCACAAACAGGGGAGAAUCAUCAAGUCUUAAUGAUGAAACCAAGUCACUUGUUCUGGUAAACUAUUUCAGGUCUGUUCCUUUGAAAGAACUUUCUUGUGUAGACAAUUCCGCCAAUUUGAUGAAGAUGCUUCGCACCUGCAAUGAUGCUGCUGGACAUAGAUGGGCUAAUUUCGUUGCCGUUGAUUAUUACAAGAGAAGCGAGGGAGGGGGUGCUUUCGAAGCUGUUGACAUGCUAAAUGGAGAGCUUCUAUGCGGUCGAGAUGAUGUCCAUGCUUGUGAGGCACUGAGACUGAGGUGAACCCAUAAACAUAGUGAGGCCGAGGUACGAGAGCAAUGGCCUAGACGACGGAAGGGGUGCUUGCGUAGAUAACAAUGGUUGCUAGCUUAGUAGCCUACAUGCUGGGCACUGUGAUCCCGACGGAUCGGAGCUAAAGAUAAGAACUAGACCCCCCCUUGUAAAGUUUGGCAGGAGAAAAAUACGAGGAGUGUAGAAUUUUUAGAGUAGGAAAGAGAGAAACUUAGAGAGAAUU
Molecule: messenger RNA, 1462 nt
Organism: Beta vulgaris subsp. vulgaris (sugar beet)
Lineage: Eukaryota; Viridiplantae; Streptophyta; Magnoliopsida; Caryophyllales; Amaranthaceae
Product: PI-PLC X domain-containing protein At5g67130
Exons: 7
Coding region: 40-1230 (396 amino acids)
Biological process (GO): lipid metabolic process
Molecular function (GO): phosphoric diester hydrolase activity
Source: RefSeq, a predicted model, not a curated record